UGAGUCAGAGCCGCCGCCUCCUCCCCGCCCGCUCUCACGUACGCGCGGCCGGGCGGGCAGGCACCGAGCCGCCGUCCCGCACCGCGGCACUUGCUGGAGAUGAACCGCGCCGCGAUGCGGGUCUGCCUCCUGCUCCUGGCCGCCCUCAGCCGCGCCGGCAGCGACCACAGCCAGGAGCAGGAAGGUGAGGAACCGCCGCAUUCCCAGGAGAAGGGUCCCGGUCACAGUCACUGGAGCUAUGAAGACCAGGAGCACUGGGGUACGGACCACCUGGACUGUGCGGGCAACAGGCAGUCACCCAUCAACGUUGACACAGCCAAGACCAUCUUCAGCCCUCAGCUGCGGCCGAUCCAGCUCUCUGGCUACAGCCUGCCUGCCAGUGAGAAGCUCAGGCUGAUCAACAAUGGGCACACAGUUCUCCUCAUGUUGCCUGAAUCACUGGCCAUCACUGGUGGCUAUGCCCAGCAGUACCGAGCUGUGCAGCUACACCUGCACUGGGGCUCACCGUCAGGACCUGGUUCAGAGCAUACUGUCAAUGGGCACCGCUUUGCAGCAGAGAUUCACGUUGUCCACUACAACACCAAGUACAACAGCUUUGAUGAGGCAAAGGUCCAGCCGGAUGGACUGGCUGUACUGGGAGCCUUCCUGGAAGUUGGGUCAAGAGAGAACCCAUACUAUCAGGAAAUACUUCAGCAUCUGUACAAAAUCCAAAGAGAAGGUGAGGAAGUCUUGGUGUCUGGGUUCAACAUAGCGGGUCUGCUGCCUGCCAACCUGAAACUCUACUUCCACUACAAUGGCUCUCUGACCACCCCUCCCUGCUCCCAGACAGUGAAAUGGACAAUCUUUAACCAGACCAUGCUGAUCUCCCAUUACCAGAUGUCAAUGCUGGUGAUGAGCCUGAGAAACGAUGACGGCAAACCUCUGCAGAACAACUACAGGCCAGUGAAGGACCUGCAUGGGCGACGGGUGCUGGCCAGUUUCCAGACCACCCUGCCUUCAGCAAAGCAUCUGCCUGCUGAUAGUGACGGCUCGGAAGCAGCAGAUGGACACUCCAGCUCUUCAUUUCACGCAGGGGAUGUGUUGGCCAUACUCUUCGGGGUGCUCUUUGCCAUCACGGCGUUGGCCUUCCUACUGUACAUCUACAAGCAUCGCAACCAGAACACACGGCUGGACUCUCCAACCAAAUCCAAGGUCAUCUACACAGCUGCUGCCACUGAGAACACUGCCUGAGCCCCACACCUCUGUGGCGGUCCUCACCCACCGGCUCAGCCUGCCAUGCCACCUCUCCUCCCUCCCACCUGGGGUGAAGGAGGGCCAGCACUCCAGCAUCGCUCAGCCGCAUGUGCUGCUCACACAGACUGUUUCCCUGGGGCAGCAUCUGGCCCCAGCAGAUAUUUUUGUUAUAAAAAAAGGUAAAAAAAUGUGUAUUUAAAAAAAAAAAAGUAAAAGCUUCCCAUGGUGCCAGCCCUCUCUGUUG
This is a messenger RNA of Cuculus canorus (common cuckoo), 1477 nucleotides long. Its product is annotated as carbonic anhydrase 9. Gene Ontology annotation, cellular component: plasma membrane. NCBI's taxonomy places the organism in Eukaryota, Metazoa, Chordata, Aves, Cuculiformes, Cuculidae. Bases 100 to 1230 code for a protein of 376 amino acids. The transcript is spliced from 12 exons. The record is from RefSeq and is a predicted model, not a curated record. Gene Ontology annotation, molecular function: zinc ion binding; carbonate dehydratase activity.